Molecule: messenger RNA, 1996 nt
Organism: Vitrella brassicaformis
Lineage: Eukaryota; Vitrellaceae
Source: the annotation of a GenBank genome assembly
CGGAAGUCUGCAUAGCGUACGAUGUAAGUACAAUGUAUGUGUACAGAUGUCUGCCAGUCUGUCUAUCUGUCUUGGCCGGUGGAUGGAUUGUGUGUUGAUAUGUGGAUGUCAGUUUUGUGUUGUAUUUGUGAAUCAGUGAGUACGCCGUGGUACUUACUGUACGCAUAGUCUGCUCUAUGUAGCCGUUUUUUGUGUGGACUGUUCCCCGUCUUUUUGGCCACUGCUCCCCUGUUUUUCGUCUGUUGUCGCUUUGGCAGAACAUGCACGGAGGCCUCUGCAUAGAGUACACUCGUGUGCUCAAAUGAUGUCUGUCUGUCUGUCUGUCUGGGCCGGUUGAUUGUGGAUAUGGACAUGUGGAUGUCACUUUUGUCUUAUAUUUGUGAAUCAGUGAGUAGGCCGUGGUACUUACUGGACGCAUAAUAGGCUGCUAUCUGUAGCCGGGAUGCAGCGAUGGCCUUCCAGUGCAGGUCGGCCCUUCGUAUGAGUGACGUACCGUGCGCUGCCGCCGCUGCGUAUUUGUCACGUGUUUGAUGUGAUAAGCGGGGUGCAUGUACGGGUACUGAUGCGCCUGGCUGGCCAUGGCAGCCGACUGGACGGACAAAUUCUGGUGGUCGUCUCAAGGGUCGUCUGCACUGAUGGUCCAUCAAUCCGAUCAGCAACCAGAACGAGUGACAUCAACAAGGCUUUGCCUUGCUGCUCAGCCCCUCGGCUCAGCCCCAGCAGCCCCACAAAUACCCCCGCGAUCCUCCCUGCGAGCUAAGCUCUCAGGUGAAGAUCUCCCCUUUCCUUCCUUUCCUUCCUCCGCCGUGCCGUCCCUCGUCAGUAGGCUGAUAGACUCCCAGCUGGUGAGCAGCAUCGGCGACUACUUGCAUCUUUUCCGGAAGCGAAUUGAGGACCUCCGUGACAAGCGCCGCAGCAUCCACCCUCCUCCGCCUUUCUAUCACUCUCCCGACGACCCAUGCGUCAAAUACUUCAAGCUCCACGGCUUCCUGCCCCACAAAAGCGCAGUUAAUCACGCUAUAUGCCCGCCUGACCUUGCCAUUCGCGAGAUCGUGGACCUUGAGGAUCUCAAGAGGAAGAUCUUGGUCACCAUGAGGAGGGAAUGGUGGCACUUUGCUUCGGCUAUCGACUUCGGCUGGAAUGAGUACAUGCUUAUGCUGGACUCGUUUGCUGAGUAUGGGAGGAGGGUGAACUCUGCUGGAGACCCGAUCAUCGUGUGCUUCUUCAGACGUACGUCAGCUACGAUGAAGGAAAGGAGGGAGGGAGGGAAGAGCACUCGAGCGACUGCCUGUGUGUGUGUGUUGUGCUGCCUGCAGCCCUCAAGUUCCCAAUUGAGCCCAAUUACUGGCCAAGAGAGAAGGGGCCACCAACCGACGACGCACACAGGUACCUAAGGUACCUACUCAUGGGGUGCAGUGCACCGAUUUCUCGCCGUUCUGCCUCUGCGUGGGUGUGCGUGUGUUCAGAGCUACCGAAGCCAGACUGCCGCGUGUGUGUGGGUGUGAUGAGUCGCUCAAGGCUUCUGUGCGACCGAGGUGUGACGCUGUAGUCCGCGAUAUCCGUGUUUGUGUGAGGACCCCGCUCGACGACGGUGUAAUGCGUCGUCGUGUCAAAAUUGGCUCUACAAGGCUUGAAGAACUGCUCGGGUAUGGGUGACCGCUCGCAGAAGACGGAGGCACAGACACACAGCGCGACGACGGAAACCAGUGCCCAGAGAGAGAGAGAGAGACUGGUGACGACACACAGCCACUUUCACUGAAGUGGUGUAGCGUCGACACACACGCCGCGGCUGUGUUGUCUGACCUUCAUCAGAUAGGUCUGUGCUAACGUUCAUGAUAGGCCUCCUUCGCCGUUUAGUGUGGGGAGGCAGGCAGGUAGUGAAUAUAUUGCCUCUGUCUGUCCUCUUUUGCCUUGCUCGUCCUGCCGUCGAGGUGCGGCAGUGAGGAGGGGCGGGGCUACUUGCUGUGUGCGUAUGUGUAUGUGUUAAAGCUUUGAC